This is a messenger RNA of Leopardus geoffroyi (Geoffroy's cat), 1541 nucleotides long. Its product is annotated as S-adenosylmethionine decarboxylase proenzyme 1-like. Gene Ontology annotation, molecular function: putrescine binding; adenosylmethionine decarboxylase activity. Gene Ontology annotation, cellular component: cytosol. The transcript has a single exon. The coding region runs from base 795 to 1529 and encodes 244 amino acids. Lineage: Eukaryota; Metazoa; Chordata; Mammalia; Carnivora; Felidae. Gene Ontology annotation, biological process: spermine biosynthetic process; spermidine biosynthetic process. The record is from RefSeq and is a predicted model, not a curated record.
GAUGCUUAAGCAACUGAGCCACCAGCUCCCUGUUUUGUUUUUCUAAAUUCUUGCAUUCUCUAGGUAAUCAUAUAUUUUGCAAUGAAUUCUUUUAGCUUUCAGUAUUUUUGCCUCAUAGUUCCUAUUUAUUUAUUUAUAUCAUGGAUCUUUUUCAUUGACUAGAACUUCCAAUACAAUGUUGAAUAGAAAUGAUGAGCUUCCACAGUAUGGCUGACGACAUAGCUAGUGCUCACUCUACUCUCUUUAACGGGGAAACAGCGGACUACAGGAGACUGAACUGUAUCUGCCUCUAUUUCCAACAGGCUCACGUUCGUUCAACUUUCACUCAUGAAAAAAAAAGCCAGGAAAAUUUUAUUAAUCCUUUUUUUAAAAAAAAUUUAAUAUAAAAUUAUAGCAAAAAAAAAAAAAAAGGAAACUGAACUUUAGUAGCACAACUGGAACAAUCUGCAGCGACGGCAGCAGCGGUGGGAGAAGAGAUUUAAUUUAGUUGAUUUUCUGUGGUUGUUGGUUGUUUGCUAGUCUCACGGUGAUAGAAGCUGCACAGUUUUUCGAAGGGACUGAGAAGCUGCUGGAGGUUUGGUUCUCCAGGCAGCAACCUGACUUAAACCAAAUAUCUGGGGAUCUUCGCACUAUCCCACGAUCCGAGUGGGACAUACUUUUUGAAGGAUGUGCAAUGUUCAAUCAUAAGUGUGACAACUGACAAGCAGGACGCUUAUGUACUCAGUGAGAGUAGGACAUUUGUCUCUAAGAGACGUUUCAUUUUGAAGACCUGUGGUACCACCCUCUUGCUGAAAAUGUUGGUUCCUCUGUUGAAACUUGCUAGGGAUUACAAUGGAUUUGACUCAAUUCAAAGCUUUUAUUCUCGUAAGAAUUUCACAAAGUCUUCUCAUCAAGGGUACCCACACUGGAAUUUCCAGGAAGAAAUAGAAUUUCUUAAUGCAGUUUUCCCAAAUGGAGCAGCAUAUUGUAUGGGACGUGUGAAUUCUGACUGUUGGUACUUGUAUACUUUGGAUUUUCCAGAGACUCAGGUAGUCAGUCAGCCAGAUCAGACCCUGGAAAUUCUGAUGACUGAGCUUGACCCAGCAGUUAUGGACCAGUUCUACAUGAAAGAUGGUAUUACUGCAAAGGAUGUCACUUGUGAGAGUGGAAUUUGUGACUUGAUACCAGGUUCUGUCAUUGAUGCCACACUGUUCAAUCCUUGUGGGUAUUCGAUGAACGGAAUGAAAUCAGAUAGAACUUAUUGGACUAUUCACAUCACUCCAGAAUCAGAAUUUUCUUAUGUUAGCUUUGAAACAAACUUAAGUCAGACCUCCUAUGAUGACCUGGUCAGGAAAGUUGUGGAAGUUUUCAAGCCAGGAAAAUUUGUGACCACCCUGUUUGUAAAUCAGAGUUCUAAAUGUUGCACAGUGCUUUCUUCACCCCAGAAGAUUGAAGGUUUUAAAUGUUUUGCUUGCCAGAGCAUUAUGUUCAAUGAUUACAAUUUUGUUUUUACCAGUUUUGCUAAGAAGCCUCAACAACAGCAGAGUUGAUAAGAACAAAUG